This is a messenger RNA of Gastrolobium bilobum, 1254 nucleotides long. RefSeq names its product ethylene-responsive transcription factor ESR2-like. NCBI's taxonomy places the organism in Eukaryota, Viridiplantae, Streptophyta, Magnoliopsida, Fabales, Fabaceae. Gene Ontology annotation, molecular function: DNA binding; DNA-binding transcription factor activity. The transcript has a single exon. Gene Ontology annotation, biological process: regulation of DNA-templated transcription. The coding region runs from base 1 to 1254 and encodes 417 amino acids. The record is from RefSeq and is a predicted model, not a curated record.
AUGGAAGAAGCUCUACGGCGACUCAACGGAAUGACCAAUAUUCAAGUACCCGACCAGCAUGACUCCAUCUCCGACAACCACCACCAGAAGAAGUGUGCCACCGCCGCCAAUAAGAGAGCCUUGAGAGAAAGCGGUGGCUCUGGCGGCGGCACAAUGAGGUACCGUGGAGUGAGGCGCAGGCCGUGGGGCCGUUACGCCGCAGAGAUAAGGGACCCACAGUCGAAGGAGCGCCGCUGGCUCGGAACCUUCGACACGGCUGAGGAAGCAGCCUGCGCCUACGACUGCGCCGCCAGAGCCAUGCGGGGCGUUAAAGCUCGAACUAAUUUUGUGUACCCUGAUUCUCCUCCUCACCAUCACCCUUCUUUUACAGAACAACACCUUUUCCAACACUUCAACAUUCCCAAGCAAUCUCAUCAUACCCCUAAGUUCAUCCAAAAUCGCCAUUUGAGUUCUUCAAACGGUGGUGGCGGUGGUGGUGAUUUCUCAGGUAGCACUGUUGUGUCUGCAUCAUCAACCCAACCCAACACUUCCCUAAACAUGCUUCUAUUUCGUGACUUCCUCAACUCCUCUUCCACAAAACCGUGUUUGGUUUCUUCUUCUUCUUCUGCUCAGCAGUUUUACAACAAGGGUAGUAGUUCUUCUUCUUCUUCUUCAAUCCCUUCAUCACCCACUUGUUCUUGUUAUUGUUCAUCUUCUUCAUUCUUAUUACCCGUGUCAAACUGUCUCCAAGGUUGCUGUAUGGUAAAUUCUUCUUCGGGAAAUGAUAACAUGAAUCACAGUUAUGGUGUUAUCAAUGCCAAUAGAACAGAAGUCUCUGAAACUAUUAAUGAAGACUCGGAGUUCUUUCCCAGAGAACCUACAGGCUCUGGAUUAUUGGAAGAGAUAGUUCAUAGGUUCUUACCAAAAUCAAAACCCAAGACCAAUGAUUGCGAGAAUAAGCUAAAAACAGAGACUUUAUCCAUCACAGAGUCAUUCCCUCAACCAAUAUCUGAUCACAUGCCCUUUUCUGCAUCUCAGUGUUAUGAUGAUACGAGGAUGAGGCUUCCCAAGAUCGAGGGUUUUGGUGUCUCUUUCGAUCACCAAGGUUUCCCCAUGCAAAAAUUUGACACUCUUAAUGCGUUUAACACCAUGCAAGCAAUGCCUAUGGGGGAAAACCAGUUUAUGAUGAAUCAUGCAGAGUGCUCUAUCAUGGAAGAUAUUUUUCAAUAUCCAGAGAUUUUUAAUUCUUUUGCAGCCAGGAUGCAAAAUGCUUAA